GCGGCACACAGGACAGAGUGAACUCACCUGCCAACCGCGUAAUAUUGGAACUAUCGCUAUCAAUCGCCGACUUCACCCUUCGAUCACAACAGGAGGUAGUAGCCAAGCUGGACGCCGACAUGGUGGUCAACAAGAAACUGCUCCCCACUUUCGAGCUGGUCUUCAGCUCCGACCGCGCCUACUCGGCCGGCGAUAAGGUGGCCGGACGGGUCCGGCUGCAGACCGCCCAGCCGCUGAGGGUCACCGCCGUGCGGGUCGUCGCCCUGGGCUAUGCCCGGGCCCAGCUCGUCAAGGGCUCGCAGCCCCUGCGCCAACAGCAGGAGUACCUGCGUUACGAGGAGACCCUGCUGCCCGAUGGCGAGAACCGGACAACAGAUGUGGACGGAUCUAUGUUCCUGCAGCCUGGCAAAAUGUACGAGUACAGUUUCACCUUCCAGGUGCCUGAAGGGCCCUUGCCCCCCUCGUUCAAAGGCAAGUACGGUGGGGUCUGCUACCUCAUCACAGCAUAUGUUGAUCGGGAGAAGCAGCUACCCCUGGAAGUCACAAAGAACUUUGAUGUGGUCGAGCCCAUCGAUGUCAACACUCCAACCUUAUUGUGCCCGGUUGUCGGGUCCAAUAAGAAGAAAGUGACUUGUUUCUUCCUGUCUGAUGGUUACGUGUGCAUUGCUGCGAAGAUUGACCGGAAGGGGUACUGUCAAGGUGACCAGAUCUGCAUCAAUGCCCAGUUCCAGAACAAUUGCUCCCGCAUCGUAGUGCCCAAGGCAGCCAUUUUGGCCAAGCAGACCUACAAGGUGAGCGGCAACACCAAGGUCGUCAAGGAGAAGCUCAACAGCGUCCGGGGCAACCACAUCAUCUCAGGGAUGUCAGAGUCCUGGUGUGGCAAAUGCCUGGAGAUCCCUACCGUGAAACCGUCAAUCAGCUCUCAAAUCAUCCGCUUGGAGUACUCGCUCCUGGUUUACGUCCACAUUCCUGGCAGCAAGAAGCUGGUGCUGGAACUCCCUCUGGUCAUUGGCACCAUCCCAUACAAUGGCAUGAACAGCCGGACGUCCAGCACUGCCAGCAACUGCAGCAGUGUGAGCAGCAGCAGCAUGAGCUGGCCCCACAUGGAGUUCCCAGAGCAGGUGCCAGCCACUCCUUUCGAUGUGAGCUCUGGGAGUCACCGUCUGGAAUGCCCCACCACUCCCUUGUUGGAUGAUUUUGACGGCCUGCCAGAGAGUCCCAUCUUCAUGAAGUCCACAGUGUUCAGCUACGGGUCGUCACCGGUCAGCUCAGAGGUGGACGAGAAUGGGAACUGUGAGUGCAUGGUCGAAUGAAACAGCAAGGACUCUUAACAAACACGGACUCUGACUCCAGUUUAAAUCACCGUCUGCGUUUUCAGAUGCACUUGUAGAUGCACUCACAGGGGAGAACCUGCGGGCGCUGGGCUCUGCCAGCGAGAGAAGGACCAGGAGGUGGUAGCGUGUGCCUCCAUGAAGGCCUGGAUCCACCACUGACUCCCACCGCAAGAUGGCUGAAAUUUCUAGAGUUACGUCAAGCCAAUCAGUAAUCACGGGGACGCGCGAAUGAAAACGUGUACUGAGCCGAAGGAACCCGGCUCGGGUUUGUGUACGAGGGGAGCCGACUUUACGUUGUGUAGUUGCUGAUUUUUACAAAUUCUGUUGUUCAGAUUGCCACUUCUUUUCUGUUCUCCUGAGGUACUGUUGAUUAUCUUUUGCCUUAACUGACAGGGCUACACAGGUAUUCCACUGCUUCGUGCCAGGCUAGGCACUUGUGUUAAAAGGUGCCAGAUGAUUGUGACUGUAUGGGGUAACUGGUGAACCGUACCCUUUUACCUGGCUGAACUCUGAGCAAGCACUGAGUGCACACCCCUUCCUCCAUCACUCAGUUGCUGUUUCUGCCAUUUGAAGGACAAUGCUAGUCUAAGAAUCCCAAAGAGCGUCUGGUCAUUCCAGAUAUCCUGAACAAUUCCCCACUGGGGAGAUGCUGCCAAACUUUGCAUUUUCACUCCAGUAUUGACCUUGGGCUUAUUGCUCUGAUCUGUUUCUUCACCCUACCUUGUACCAUCAUCGGCAGCGUUCUGCCAAUCGAAAGGGGCAUUACUUGGUUCCUGUUUUUAGGCAGAAGUUUGACUUUAGUAGCUUCCUGUUUGAUGAUCAGUAACUGCUGACCUACUAAAACAGUGAACUUUUUCCUACUGUUUGUUUUUUUUUUUAGUUUUGGGUUUUAAACAUGCAAGAAACAUUUCAAAACACUCCACUGCUGUUUGUAUAACAUUUCCAGUUUUAUAGAACUUUGUACUGAGGAUGUGAAUCAUGUGUGUUUUUUUUUCCCCCCCAAGUUAUCUCGUGAGAUCUUCUGCCUAUCUAAGCUCAUUGGGAAAUGUAUCUCUGUCUAAAGUGUUAUUUUGAUAAGGACUGUAUUUAAAUGUUUUGAGAUUUUUUUUCUAAAAUUCUACAAUCGUGCAAUCCGCUGAAAGUUGUGUAUUUUUCUAAGCUAAGUAUUUUAUUUUGUAAAAGUGUGUGGGUCAAUUUUUUGAAUAAAGUUUUUUGAAGUAUUUUA
This is a messenger RNA of Chiloscyllium plagiosum (whitespotted bambooshark), 2559 nucleotides long. RefSeq names its product thioredoxin interacting protein a (gene txnipa). Gene Ontology annotation, molecular function: ubiquitin protein ligase binding. Gene Ontology annotation, cellular component: cytoplasm. NCBI's taxonomy places the organism in Eukaryota, Metazoa, Chordata, Chondrichthyes, Orectolobiformes, Hemiscylliidae. Gene Ontology annotation, biological process: protein transport. The record is from RefSeq and is a predicted model, not a curated record.